UGUUUCUUACUUUUCUUGUCACUUCCUAAAUUAUUUUUCUAACCAAACAUCCCUGUGACCACAAACUACACAUCUUGUGACAUUUGCACACUGUCCAAUCCAAAUACACACACAGUUUCACUUCACGUGACUCUUUCGGUCUACUAAGAUCUCGCACUCAUGGAAUAAAUAUUACAGGGAGUGAAGUUGUAGUUCCCUUGAAGUGAACAUGUACCUGCUUCUUCUGAAACUGCAAAUUCUCAUCAUAUGGGCCUUUUCUCCAUCUCUUGUUUCAAGCUCCAUGACCGAGCUUGACACACUCAUGGCCAUCAGAGACUCUCUGGACCCAGAGAACCGUGUGUUGGUCUCAUGGACCCCACAUUCGGACCCUUGUAGUAGUGGCUCUUUUGAGGGUGUGGCUUGCAAUGAGCAAGGUCUUGUUACCAAUAUUUCGCUGCAGGGAAAGGGUCUUUCUGGAAGGAUACCUGAAGCCGUGGCUGGUCUCAAGAGCUUGACGGCUCUCUACCUUCACUUCAAUGCCCUCAAUGGGAUGUUACCAAAGGAGAUUACCACUUUGACUUGGUUAACUGAUUUGUAUCUCAAUGUCAAUAACCUCUCUGGUCAUAUCCCUCCUGAGAUUGGCAAUAUGUCAAAUCUUCAAGUUUUGCAGCUUUGUUAUAACAAGUUUAGUGGGAGUAUACCUACUGAACUGGGGAGGUUAAGGAAGCUCAGUGUUGUUGCACUGCAAUAUAAUCAAUUAAGUAGCGCAAUUCCAGCGAGUUUGGGUGAAGUGGAGACAUUGGAGCGAUUAGAUCUUAGCUUCAAUACCCUGUUUGGUCCAAUUCCAGUGACAUUGGCUAAUGCACCUAAGCUGGAGAGUCUAGAUAUUCGAAACAAUUCUCUCUCGGGUAGUGUCCCCACAGCUCUGAAAAGACUCAAAAGUGGGUUUCAGUACAUGAACAACCCUGGUUUAUGUGGGACAGAAUUUACCAAUUUAGCUUCUUGCAAAGCAGUAAGCAGUUCAGACCCAGUCAGACCCGAACCAUACGAGCCCGUUAAUAUUUCCUUAACUGAACCAAAACCUGAAAACUGCCGCAACUGUAAAAACACAUCAGAAUCAUCAAAAACAGGAUUGGUUUUUGCGGUGGUUGGAGUUUUCUCUGCUUCCACUAUUUCUGGUCUACUUUUGCUCCUACGACACCGCCGCCAGAAGCAGAAAGUUGCAAGUUCCAACAACCAGACCAAGCAAGCGUGCGUGCAAAGUGCAUCUCCUCUGAUAAGUUUGGAGUAUUCAAACGGAUGGGAUCCAUUGUCCAAAGGUGGAAGCGGGUACUCGCAGGAGUUUCUGGAGAGCCUCGUGUUGAAUCUGGAAGAAGUGGAACGCGCAACUCGGAGCUUCUCGGAGGUGAAUCUGUUGGGGAAGGGUAGUUUCUCAGCUGCAUACAGUGGGGUGUUAAGAGACGGUUCUGUGGUGGUUGUGAAGUGCAUUGCCAAGACAAGCUGCAAGGCUGAUGAAGCUGAGUUUCUGAAAGGCUUGAAGGUGUUGAGCUCGUUGAGGCAUGAAAAUGUGGUGCGGUUGAGAGGGUUUUGCUGCUCCAAAGGCCGCGGGGAAUGUUUUCUGGUUUAUGAGUCUCUCGCAAAUGGGAGUUUGUUGGAGUAUCUUGAUGUUGAGAGAGAGAGUGGAAGGGUGCUUCAAUGGUCCACUAGAGUGUUCAUCAUUCGUGGUAUUGCCAAAGGUAUUUGUUAUCUGCAUGGGAAGAAAGGAAGCAAACAUGGUAUAGUGCACCAGAAUAUAUCAGCUGAAAAUAUACUUCUUGAUGUUGGGUAUAAAGCUUUACUUGCAGAUUCAGGUGUUCACAAGCUCCUUGAAGAUGAUGUUGUUUUUUCUGCUCUCAAAGCUAGUGCUGCCAUGGGAUAUCUGCCUCCAGAGUACACCACAACGGGUCGUUUGACCCAAAAGAGUGAUGUGUAUGCAUUUGGAGUGAUAGUUUUUCAGCUUCUCACUGGAAAACGUGACACCACUCAAUUAAAUUGCCAAAGGGUAGAAGGUGCUAGCUUGAAUGAUAUAAUAAUUGAUGAGAAUCUUGAAGGGGUGUUCUCAGAAUCAGAGGCAACCAAGCUGAGAAGACUAGUUUUGCUCUGCACCCAUGAAUCCCCACAUCUGCGACCAUCUAUGGACAGUGUAAUGCUAGAACUGGAUGAACAGUAGAAGGUCCUCAAUGUAGCAUCGUGUUUCCUAGGGCAAUGAACUAUGUUUAAAUUGAUGUGUAUUAUAGUGGAGAACAUGUGGUAUUAAGGGAAAUGUUGCAUUUUAUAUUCAGCAUGUCAAUAGUAAUAAAUUUGAUUACUGAA
Cajanus cajan (pigeon pea) is the source of this 2331-nucleotide messenger RNA. Its product is annotated as protein CLAVATA3 INSENSITIVE RECEPTOR KINASE 1. Gene Ontology annotation, biological process: protein phosphorylation. The record is from RefSeq and is a predicted model, not a curated record. Gene Ontology annotation, molecular function: ATP binding; protein kinase activity. Lineage: Eukaryota; Viridiplantae; Streptophyta; Magnoliopsida; Fabales; Fabaceae.